This is a messenger RNA of Ctenocephalides felis (cat flea), 452 nucleotides long. RefSeq names its product NADH dehydrogenase [ubiquinone] 1 subunit C2-like. Gene Ontology annotation, cellular component: mitochondrial inner membrane. NCBI's taxonomy places the organism in Eukaryota, Metazoa, Arthropoda, Insecta, Siphonaptera, Pulicidae. Bases 100 to 321 code for a protein of 73 amino acids. The record is from RefSeq and is a predicted model, not a curated record. Gene Ontology annotation, biological process: mitochondrial electron transport, NADH to ubiquinone. The transcript has 3 exons.
UUAACAAACAAUUUCAACCGGGAACCUUCAAUAGUUACAAAAUGGGCUAUACCUGUAUCGUUCGCAGGUUUGGCUUUUGUUGGAACUUGUGUGGCUAAUAUGCUGACUAAAAAACCAAUGAUGUCAGGCAUUCAGAAACACAUCCUUCUGACAGCUAGUUUUGGUGGAUUUGGUUAUAUCGCAGAUAAAUAUCGUAAUGAUUAUUAUGCAGAAAGAGAUGCUAUGUACCGACAUUAUAUUUCUUUACAUCCUGAAGAUUUUCCAGAACCAGAGAGGAAAAAGUAUGGUGAUCUAUUUCUACCCUGGACACCUAUUCGUUAAGAAAAUUGUUCUGCACUUAUUAGAUACAUAAUCCAAAAUGUAAAUAUAACACAAAUAAUUAUAUUGUACUAAUUUAUACAAUUCAUUAUGUAGAAACUUAUGAUGAAUAAAUAAAUGGCUUGAUUUAGAGA